GCUACUGGCUGUGGCUGGCUUGUAACUCUUGACGGCUAUGUUUGGGAUGAGGAUAAGGAAUUGUAGUUCGGGAUUUUGACAAAGAAGAGUUUUGAUAUUACAUUGAAAUUCGUUUUGUUUCGGUAACCUUUUUAUUGAUUUGUCUUUUAAUACCCUGUAAAUUUACUUCUACUCAUUUACAAAUUCAUUUGAAUUUAAUCAUCAGUGUAAGUUCAGUGGGUAUUUCCCCACCAACAUGUCAGAACAUCACUUGGAAGAUCCUGUUGGGAUCAUCCAAAAAGAUGACAGUGACGGGGAGAUCCCAGAGGCGGGGGAGGAAGAUUACGAUCCUGCCGAAGACACUCUUCAGAUAACUGAUAUUCAUGAAACUACUGAAUUUACAAACAAUCAAGAUGUGUCUGUGAACUUAAUGGAUUUCAGUUUGGCACCCAUGUAUCAGCCAUCGUUAGAAUCACCAUUUUCAAUUCAGCGACUAUUACCUUCAAAUCUCCAAAAUAGUGGUUCGGAAUCACAAAACUUACAAACCGAAUUAGCCUUGCUUGGCUUUAACUGUGAUAAACAGGCAGAAGAGGAAGAACAGCUGGAAUUUGGUGAAGAAAAUCAAUCAAGCGAAGGAAUCUUAAGUCCACAAUCAACACAAGAUACCCUCCAAUCCUCUGAUUUACAAGUGGUCAAUGAACAUGUGAUAGGAAACUUAAGCAUGAAAGUACACCUAAACCAUUCCUCCUACAAUAGUAAAGAGUCGUAUGUAGAUGAAAAACAUACUGAUAUUGAAUCUCCUGCUAAGAAAAUACAGAUUUCUGAAGAUAAAAACAAAUCAAAUAGCCUAGAAGUUCUUUAUUUAAUAAAUCCUGAAGAAACUGAAAUCAAAGAAGUUACUGAGGAUGCUACAAGCUCUGGCACAAAAGAAACAAACCUUAUACAAGAUAAAAAUGAUGAGUUGGUUAACACCAAUGAUUUAUCCCAGAGUACACAUUUACUGGAUGAUAAGAAAAUACAUAGUUCUGAUGACAAAAACAAGUCCAGUAGCAUAGAAAUUCUUAAUUUAACAAACACUGACAAAAAAGAGAUGAAAGAAGUUUUUGAGGAUGCUAUAUGCUCUAACGCAAAAGAAACAAACCUGAUACAAGAUAAAAAUGAUGAGUCAGUUAACCCUAAUGAGUUAUCCCAGAUUACUCAUUUACUGGAUGAUGUUGAAAACAGUGUUGUUGAUCUGAAAGAAGAUUUAAUUAUCAAAGGGGAUCCGUCAUGUAAAGAAAUGUUAGAGGCGCAAACGACACAAGAUGCUCUCCCAUCUUCUAAUUUACAUGUGGCCAAAGACAAUGGGUUAGGAAACUUAAGCAUGGAAGUACACCUGAGUCAAUCUUCCUGCAAUAGUAUACAGCCAGUUUCAGAUGAAAGACAUACUGAUAGUGAAUCUCCUGCUAAGAAAAUACAUUGUUCUGAAGACAAAAACACAUCCAACUGCAUAGAAAUUCUUGAUGUAACAACCCCUGAAGAACCUGAAAUGGAAGAAGUUUUUGAGGAUGCUACAAGCUCUGACACAAAAGAAACAAAUCUAUUACAAGAUCAAAAUGAUGAGUCAGUUAAUCUCAAUGUAUUAUCCCACAGCACACCUUCACUGGAUGAUGUUGAAAACAGUGUUGUUGAUCUGAAAGAAGAUUUAAUUAUCAAAGGGGAUCCGUCAUGUAAAGAAAUGUUAGAGGUGCAAACAACACAAGAUGUCCUCCAAUCUUCUGACUUACAAGUGAUCAAUGUACAUGGGAUAGAAAACUUGAGCAUGGAAAUACACCUGAGUCAAUCUUCCUGCAAUAGUACAGAGCCAGUUUCAGAUGAAAGACAUACUGAUAGUGAAUCACCUGCUAAGAAAAUACAUUGUUCUGAUGACAAAAACACAUCCAACUGCAUAGAAAUUCUUGAUGUAACAACCCCAGAAGAACCUGAAAUGGAAGAAGUUUUUGAGGAUGCAACAAGCUCUGACACAAAAGACACAUACCUUUUACAAGAUCAAAAUGAUGAGUCAGUUAACCUCGAUGUAUUAUCCCAGAGCACACCUACACUGGAUGAUGUUGAAAACAGUGUUGUUGAUCUGAAAGAGGAUUUAAUUAUCAAAGGGAAUCCGUCAUGUAAUGAAAUGUUAGAGGCGCAAACAACACAAGAUACUCUCCCAUCUUCUAAUUUACAUGUGGCUAAUGACAAUGGGGUAGGAAACUUAAGCAUGGAAGUACACCUGAGUCAAUCUUCCUGCAAUAGUACAGAGCCAGUUUCAGAUGAAAGACAUACAGAUAGUGAAUCUCCUGCUAAGAAAAUACAUUGUUCUGAAGACAAAAACACAUCCAACUGCGUAGAAAUUCUUCAUGUAACAACCCCAGAAGAACCUGAAAUGGAAGAAGUUUUUGAGGAUGCAACAAGCUCUGACACAAAAGACACAUACCUUUUACAAGAUCAAAAUGAUGAGUCAGUUAACCUCGAUGUAUUAUCCCACAGCACACCUUCACUGGAUGAUGUUGAAAACAGUGUUGUUGAUCUGAAAGAGGAUUUAAUUAUCAAAGGGAAUCCGUCAUGUAAUGAAAUGUUAGAGGCGCAAACAACACAAGACGCUCUCCCAUCUUCUCAUUUACAUGUGGCCAAAGACAAUGGGUUAGGAAACUUAAGCAUGGAAGUACACCUGAGUCAAUCUUCCUGCAAUAGUACAGAGCCAGUUUCAGAUGAAAGACAUACUGAUAAUGAAUCUCCUGCUAAGAAAAUACAUUGUUCUGAAGACAAAAACACAUCCAACUGCAUAGAAAUUCUUGAUGUAACAACCCCUGAAGAAACCUGAAAUGGAAGAAGUUUUUGAGGAUGCUACAAGCUCUGACACAAAAGAAACAUACCUUUUACAAGAUCAAAAUGAUGAGUCAGUUAACCUAGAUGUAUUAUCCCACAGCACACCUUCACUGGAUGAUGUUGAAAACAGUGUUGUUGAUCUGAAAGAAGAUUUAAUUAUCAAAGGGGAUCCGUCAUGUAAAGAAAUGUUAGAGGCGCAAACGA
Molecule: messenger RNA, 3030 nt
Organism: Homalodisca vitripennis (glassy-winged sharpshooter)
Lineage: Eukaryota; Metazoa; Arthropoda; Insecta; Hemiptera; Cicadellidae
Exons: 4
Coding region: 236-2821 (861 amino acids)
Source: RefSeq, a predicted model, not a curated record